This is a messenger RNA of Lentinula edodes (shiitake mushroom), 1813 nucleotides long. RefSeq names its product pectin lyase fold/virulence factor. Gene Ontology annotation, molecular function: pectinesterase activity. The record is from RefSeq and is a predicted model, not a curated record. The transcript has 5 exons. Bases 160 to 1410 code for a protein of 416 amino acids. Gene Ontology annotation, biological process: cell wall modification. NCBI's taxonomy places the organism in Eukaryota, Fungi, Basidiomycota, Agaricomycetes, Agaricales, Omphalotaceae.
UCUGUCGUUUCAACUUUUUCGGAACGACGCUUCAUCCUAUGUAGUUCAUCCUCUAGCCUCUAGAUCAUAUUACUUAGAGUGAAAUCGUUGCUCACGUCUAUCUACUGUGUAGGAAUCUGAUACUUGGUUGAUCCAGUAUUUUUCCUCAAACUUGACCACAUGCAUGACAACCACACGAUACACACAGCGACAUACACAGGCAUAGGCAUAGGCGGACCGCAACACCGGCCCUUUCUUCGCUCAGGUGGUGCCCCGUCAUCGUUGUCCGAAGGUGAUUCGACAACUAUAAAUCAGCAUGUACCGCCCAGCAAUGAGUGUAGGUUCUUCUGCCUUCUCCUUCAUCACACAUCACACAAAGCAAUGAGGUUUUCUCCAAAUCCCAGCUCUCGUUACUCUCUUCUCCUCUUCCGAUUUUUACUCUUCCUGCCGGCCUCAGUGCAACUCGCCCUAGCAGCAAGCAGGACUUCCCCUCCUACUGGAGCAGUCGUCGUCCGAGCAGGGACCACAACGUCCGGGGAAUUUGCGACAAUCACCGAGGCAUUGAAUUCGUUCCCUGAUUCGACUUCGAGCCGAAGUUUAUUCAUCUAUCCGGGGACUUAUACGGAACAGGUUGAUAUUACUCGGACGGGGCCCUUAACGAUCUAUGGCUACACGACUGACACUACCACCUACACUUCUAAUUCCGCCACAAUCACCUUCAACUCCCCUGCAAGUACCGCCGGGUCCGACGACGCUUCCGGCACACUACGGAUACAUAAAGAUAAUUUUAGCAUGUACAAUGUCAACGUCAAAAACACGUUUGGUCCUGGGGUUCAGGCUAUUGCUUUGAGUCAGUACGGGAGCCAGGUAGGGUUCUAUGGGUGUGGGUUUUAUGGGUAUCAAGACACAUUGUAUGCGAACGAGGGAACGCAGGUGUAUCUGAAGGGGUAUAUUGAAGGCGGUAUCGAUUUUAUUUUCGGUCGUGAAGGUUCGGCAUAUUUUGGUGGAAAUACCAUCGGUGUUCUAGCUGAAGGAGGAAGCAUAACUGCCAGUGGGCGCGAGACGGACGAUAGCGGAAGCUAUGUCUUCCACCAGAAUACAGUCGUCUUAGGUACUGGAGCCCCAUCUACAGUCGCCGGAACGUAUUAUUUCGGAAGGCCAUGGUCGGAUUUCGCAAAAGUCAUUUUCGAAUCUACAACCCUCGAUGUUGCUCCAAAUCCCGCAUUAUGGUCUCUGUGGGACGGUGAAGCUGACAGUAUUGAUAAUGUCUUGAACGCCGAUUACAACACUACCGGUCCCGGCGCGUCUAAUCUCGAGCGGGCGAGCUGGGCGACAGAGCUCACCAGCGCUAGUGAGGCGGCGGAGUAUUCAAUUUCUAGUGCCGUAGGUAGCGAUUGGGAGGAUUGGGUGGAUGUGAGUUAUUUCGUGUGACGUAUUGUGGAAAGGGAGGGGCGAAGUUCGUCACACAUAGGGAGCUUGUUCCGACUGCAAAGAAAAGAACUGAAGGACUAGUUUAGGAUGUCUUGGUGGUGGUCUACUAUAAUGCUACAACAUGAGACGUGUGCAGGAGAGAAAGAGAAGGCCCGUGUAAUCAUACUCAGCUGUUGAACUACUGGGAAUGUACGAGUGAGUGAAUAUCGCCGAUGAAAGAAGAAAAAAAAAGGGAAGAGAAAAAAGCGGGAAAGGGACAAGGGGGAGGGCCCAAACCUGAACCCAGCCAGAUUUGGGGAAAACCUGAGUGGUCCAAGCUCUGUCUGCAUAGGUUUGCGUAGACCAGUAGACGCCUCUUCAAAUUACAUAAUCGCCAAUAUAAGCGCUGAAUUCAUUUUCUGAA